Molecule: messenger RNA, 1257 nt
Organism: Monosiga brevicollis MX1
Lineage: Eukaryota; Choanoflagellata; Craspedida; Salpingoecidae
Exons: 9
Coding region: 1-1257 (418 amino acids)
Source: RefSeq, a predicted model, not a curated record
AUGGAUCGCCGACGUGCAGUGCAGCUUCUGGUUCUGCUGGCCGGGGCCAGCCUCCUCACUUCAGCACUGGCGGCCGACAGCUAUGUUAUUGGUGAUCAAGGUCAGGAUUGUGCCACCACUUGUGGCCGUCGCGGGCAGUUUUGCAACCCGGACGUAAACACAAACAACUCCGAUUCCAUUUUCAAGCCCUCCUACUGCUCGGAUCCCUCGGAUGAAAACUACGGCCGCUGCGUGGGAUACGUCAAUCCUCCCGUCAAUGGGUCUUGCCAGGCUCGCUAUUGGAGCGUUCGACGCUUGUGUCGCUGUACCGGCGAUGCCACGACACUGCCUUUCUUCGGCACAGGCUACUCUUCGGGCAGCCUCACAGUGAACGAGACAAACCACUUCGAGCACGUCGUGGCCGAUGGCCACUUUGGCGUCAUGACACAUUUCUGGGUUACGGGCACUGCGGAGCUAAUGGAUAACACCAUCAUCCGCUACUACAUUGACAAUGAGACCAAGCCUUCCAUCGAGUUCAGACCCUCAAUGGCCGUGGGCGUUGGUUUUAACGACUCCAAGGCCCCUUGGGGUACCAAGUGGAUUGGCAUGGGGGCGGGCAACGGCCAAGGCAAAAACUUUAACGUCAACUUUAAGAUUCCUUUCCAGAAGUCGAUUCGCGUGACUGCGCAAUCCAGUCUGAACGACAGCAACGGAUUUUACAUGAUUGUCCGGGGCGUUUUGGAUCAAGAAAUUACCUUUGGGGGUGUGACCAUUCCCAAGACAGCACGCCUUCAAUUGCAGCGCCAAGAAAACCUGGUGCUACAGCCCAUGGACUUUUUGAAUGUGGUCAACGUGCCCUCUGGGGCGGGUCUGAUGCUCAUGAGCACACUUCAGGUCCAAAGUGGCAAUCUGAACUUUUUGGAAGGAUGCUACCAUGCGUACACUCCCGUGGAUAUGCCAUGGCCGGGCAUCGUCCUUUCCACGGGCACAGAAGACUACUUUGAUUCUGCUUGGUACUUCAAUGCCGGCGAGUUCCGCCUGCCCGUAGCUGGCUUCACGCAUUUGAACGUGAAGAACAGCAGCAUUGAAUGGAGUGCGUAUCGCUUCCAUGAGAUGGACCCUCUGCCUUUCAACAACGGCUUCCGCCUUCAAUGGCGUAACGGCGAUAUGAACGACCCUCACUCGGGCCUCAAGUGCUACACGCUGGCCAACGGAAACAUUGUCGGCUCACCAACCCCCUCCAUCGUGACCAGCUACGGCUGGGUGUACACCUGGUAA